Stylophora pistillata is the source of this 4903-nucleotide messenger RNA. RefSeq lists its product as uncharacterized. Gene Ontology annotation, biological process: protein monoubiquitination; regulation of DNA replication. NCBI's taxonomy places the organism in Eukaryota, Metazoa, Cnidaria, Anthozoa, Scleractinia, Pocilloporidae. The record is from RefSeq and is a predicted model, not a curated record. Gene Ontology annotation, molecular function: ubiquitin-protein transferase activity.
GUCAAGGAGAUGAGACCCAGGAUGUCACGGUUUAAACAGUUUAACGCUCACUCCAAUAGAUCAUAUGGCAUGACACCGGACGAAGUAUAAACACUCAUGGCGAACAAAAAGGUCUCCGUUUCUUCAACUUCCCUCUCUAUGACUCUUCCGAUCUCGUGCCAGAUAUGUCUAGGGAAGGUUAGAGAGCCUGUAGUUUGUCCUAAUCAACAUGUGUUUUGCUCAAACUGUAUGGAUUUGUGGUUACGAACUCACUCAUUCUGCCCAACAUGCCGAACGCCGAUAACAACGGAGAAGCCUUGCAAGAAAAUUCUUGGAAGUAUUGAUUUGCCAGUGAGUAACGAUGCUGUAACAAGGGCAGACUUAAGACGUACCAGACUUAACUUAAUAAGGCAAGAAUAUGAGGAUGAAAUCAGGUCUCUCCAAAACACUGUAGAUCGUCUGAAAGCUGAAAACAAGCAACUUCAUGAAAAGAUGAUUGAGAGAGAGCGAACAAUGGCAUCUAUGGACUUCACAAACAGACAUCGCGACAAAGAUGAUGGUGCUACUGGAAAACUAGACAUUGAGAUGUUGGUAAAACUCACUACAAGAUUACAAGAAGCAAGCUACACUUAUGAAAAUCUCAGAGGAGAUAUGGACAAAAUUAAAGAGGAUAACAAGAAAUUGCAAGAAGAAAACAGGAAUCUAGUGAGGGAAAAUUCACGUCUCAGAGAAGAACCCAAAUUUUCAAAGUCUCCACAGAGGUAUAGUCAUUACACAAUGGCUGGUCUUCAGACAAAGGUGGGUCAAUAUGAGCGUGAGGUUCAACAACUCAGAAGGGCACUUCGAAGAAGUGACACCUAUGUAGAGGAUUUAACAAACAAGCUGGAGUCAUCCACAGGGCCAUCCUCCUCCAAACCUAAAAGGGCACAUCUCAGAACUAGCCCUGUACCAUCUUCUUGUACAAUAACAAGUCUCACAGAUGAUAGAGAUCCAUCAGAGAAGGGUAAAAAUUCAGAUGUUAUUGAUGUUGAAAACCCCAGUCCACCUGAAGAUGCAAGUCUUCCAGUUGAUGGUAGUCUUAAGAAAAAGAUUUCAACUGCAAAUGAUAAUGAGAAUGUUACCCCUAAUGGUCACUCCCCUGUCCUUGCACCAGUGAGUAGUGAAAGGUUCUCCCUAGAGAAUACUACUUCAUAUGGAGGAGAAGAAAGGGAAUCAGGUCUGAGCUCCAGACGAAGCUCUGAAGUCAGCUUGUAUGGUCAAGACCUUGAUAUUCCUCCUGGGCCUCUUACAAGUUCACUAAACGUUCUUGAGCCGGUGGAAGGAGAAGCUCUUGAUCGACCUCCAUCGCGAGGUGAACUUUUGUUACUUGGGGACCCUUCUGGUAGGCGACAGGAGAAGCCUGCAUUGGAAGAAAACCUCAAUAUGUUCACAGCAAGACGAAGACUGAUGAUGAUGAGUGAGCGGAGAGCAAGGCAAAGGGAUUCACUGGAGCCAAGUAAACUUUUGCGAGAUCUUGGAUCUUGUUCACCUACCAGCUCCGAAGGAGGAAAAAGAAAAUCAAUUGAUGCAAAAUCACUGGAUUUUGAUUUGUUUACUUCAGCACCUGGUGAGGAUUCACCUAGCAAUUCAGUGUCACAGGAAAAUUCCUCUCCCCCACCAGCAUUCAAUAGAGAUCCUGAACUUACAGAGAGUGGGUCCCCUUGCUUCCAUACAUUUUCACUGGCUAAAAUAAAGUCAGAAAUUGAGGUAGACAAUGAAGAUGAAAACACUGCCAAGAAGCCAAGACUUGAUUCUGAUGAGUUCCCAGAUGCUGAAGAGGAAGAAAAAGAGGAGAAAAGUUAGUUGAUGCAUCACCACUUCAAUUUUUUUAAUUCUUUUUCAUAAUAUGCAAAUGCACAAAUGUGAGUUUUUCAUACCAGGUGAGAGGAGCUUUUCCAUAACUUUAAGUUAUUGUUAAGAAUGCUUUUAUUAAAUGUUAUAUAUAUAUUAUUUACUUAAUAAAUUAUUGAAAGAAGUCAUAGAUUAAUAGUGCUGCUACGAAGGAUCAAUUGGUUUUUAUUUGCAAAGAUGAUGUGUAAUUUUUUUUAGAUGAGCACAUACAAUAUUGAAAUGAAAUAGACCUAGAGAGAAAAACUAAUUUCAAAAUUAACAAUUAGUCAAUCAGUGAAGAUCACUAUCUUGAAUAAGCUGAUCCUCCUCAGUGUUUUUCAGGGUUUCUUUUUGUGGGUGUUAGAUUUUUUUCUCAGUAUAACAACAAACAACCUAAACAAUCUAACUGUUCAAGCUCUUCUCUCUGAACUAUUUUGAACCUCAAGAGCCACAACAUGUUAUUUCAUAAAAAUAAUGUUCUCCUGAGGUUGUAUAAAAAGGCUUUUUGCGACAGUGUAUCACAUAACCUAAUCUUUUGGUUUGUAGAAUGCAGUAAGUGAACAUUUCAAUGGAGGAAAAUCACUUCUCCUUAGCAGAAAAAAACUGAAUUCCCCAUAUUUUCAAAUGGUCCUAAACCCUAAGUGAAAUUUGUGGUUUGAUAUGUAUCUGGCUAAAUGGAACAUGAUUUUUCUUUUUCUGCAACCCAGUGGGAAGUUCACCAUUUGCCAAGCAACCGACUGUUGCAAAAGUGUUAUUUUGAUAUUACCCAUUUGACAGUAGAUCUUUAAAAUUUAGUUAAUCGUGUUUGUGUAAGAAGAGAAAACAGAACAGCCUUUUUUAUCAUAUGUUAUGAUUUGGUAACUUAACAACAUCCAAACUGAUUUGUUUUUAUGCAAAUUAGCCUUAGUUUAUUCCCACAUAUGCAACUCUGUUGACAUGCAGGAAAUCAAAAGAUUAUGACACCUGAUGGUUAUUUAUUAGCAGAAAAAGAUUGAAAAUUUUUCCAGUUAUCUGAACCCUUAGUGGGAAAGUUAGUCUAGAGUACUUUUAGUAUGAUGUGGUGACAUACUCAUCAAAGAAGUGUUUUUCAAAUAUCUUAUUUAGUAAAUGUACUUUCGUUUCAACCUUAAUUUUACCCAACCCUAAGAAAAACAAAAAUCAUAUAAACGUAUUGCAUCUGUGUCAGUAUAUACAAACUAAUCGAAUGUAGCCUUACACUGCUGUAAAAAGUAAAGUGUUUUAACAGAAUAUCUAUGUCAGUGUCUGAGCAACAUUGCACCCAGCCCUCCCCUUACCUAACCUCAAUCCCAGCUUGUUAUCAGGUGACUGUUGUUGUUGGGUUGCAAUGUUGCUCGGAUACUGAAACUAUUGCAACUCAUCAAGCUACCAAAAUGAUUGAGCUCUAAAUUGUACUGCCAUAACUGUUUUAAAAAUCCUCAGCAAAAACUCAGGUCAGUUGCAUUUUGAACAAAUACACGCAGCGGUCAACUUCUUAUUUAAACUCACUUAAUGAUACCCCCCUAGGGAACAAGGUAUUUUCAUUCAGAUUACAAUAAUUUAUCGAAUGCAAAUACACAAGUUGCAUUUUAUUGUUUUCCAGUACAUUAUAUUAAUGAUUUAAGGAGUAGUCUCAGUUCAUCUAUGAACACUAGAAGAUUAAGUUAGUAAGUUUUGUUAGUGGUUAAUUUUUGACAAGGUGACUAUUAAGUUAUUUUUUUUAUCAGGUUUAACCAGACAGCAUCGUUUUAAAGAAGGAUAAUUAUGUCAGUCUUAAUAAGAAGUCAUUUGAGUGUUGUGUUGGUUGACUGUCGGCUGACACGUAGGCCGACACGUUGGUAGGAUCGGAUUCUUUACCUUUACCAAUUUCGUGACAAUUACAAUCAUUUCUGUGCCCACUUGACCUUCAACAUUACAAGUCAGUGGAAAUACACUAGUAUCGAGCUGUGAUAAAAACAGCCAGAUUGAAUUUUAGAGAGUUCAAAUAUUGUAGGUUCAUGCUACAUUUUGUAGUUGAUUAUUUUUAUAUAUUGACCAGAUUACACACAAACUAUAUCCAGUUAAAAAAAAAAACCCUUACAUAGGAAUUGUAUGUCAGAGAAAUUUCGAAUUUUUUGAGGCAAUAUGAAUGAUUGUAAUAGUUACUGUGCGAAGUUUUGUUCAGAUUUUUUCUUGACCUUGCAGCAGCAGCAGCAAAGUUAUGGUAGCUAAGAAUUAUGGCAUGACAAGAUCAAAUUUGUUUCGUGCCCUUCUAAGGCUCAGGAGCUGCGUGGAUAAUUCCUCAUAAUAUGUGUCGUAAAUUCAGAAAAAAGGUUUCUUGUUCACUAACACCAUAAAAAUACCAAAACCCUUCUAAAAAUGGUAUGGUACUUUAUUUUAGGUUUUAGAUAAUAUGUGUAGAACGCCUCAAAUGGUGAUAGAAUGUAAGAACGGAUACUUUUCUUGAAAUUUUAUACUGAAUAUUUACCAAGUCUGACUUGUACUCAAAAUUGCUCUUGAUGAAAUUUUGGAGAAAUUUAUGGAGUAAUUUUUUAAACCUUAUAUCUUGUACUUAAUUUUACAAAUUUGUUCAUAGCAAUAUUAAUCAAUACUUAAUUUGCAUAGAAGGGCUGCAGGGUGUCAAUGAAUUUAGACCAGUGGGCUACAAUCCGGCUUUCCCUCGCUUGCCUUUCCUUAUUCCCCCUCCCUUCCCCCCCCCUCUCCUUAGUAAGCCUUUUUUGUUCAAUGAAAUGAAUGCUUCUCUGGAAGUUUCUGCCAAAUUAUGCUAAGCUUAAAAUGAUUCUGUGCUGAAGCCAAGUAUCUAAAUCACACUUGAGAUUCAGCAGAAAGUUUGAGAUUCUGACGACCUAAGUGUUAUUGAAGAAUAUGUUGAUUUUCUCUCCCAUCUAUUGAUGAAUUUUUUUUUUUUAAGAGAGUUCCAAAAUUCCUAUUGUCUAAUUAGAAUUGUACGUUCAUUAGGUCAUGCAGUAAGAAUGCGUAAUGUCCAAAGCAAUCGUUAAAUAGGUAUUUUUGUAACUUCAUUGACGUAGGUCAUUAAACAAGAAAGAAUUUCAGCGUA